AUGGAAUACUCAAGGACAUUAACACUUGUCGCUUUAGUAUUCACAUUGUUUAUCAUCCGCAGAUUCUUUGGCUCUGGAUUCAGCAAAAUGGCUUCUCCACAAACUGUUCAACAUGUGCGCUCCUUGAUCAAGGACAACAAAAUAUUCGUUGCAGCUAAGACCUACUGUCCUUACUGUAACGCCACUCUAAAGCUCCUGUUCCAGGACAAAAAGCUACGCAAGGACCAGGUUCUUUUGCUGCAGCUUGACACCAUGAAGGAGGGCUCCGAGAUUCAAGAGGCUUUGACCGAAAUCAGCGGUCAGAGAACUGUUCCUAACAUCUACAUCUUGGGCGAGCACAUUGGUGGUAACAGUGACCUGCAAGCUUUGGAGGCCAGCGGCAAGCUAGACGAGCUGUUAGAGAAGGCUUUGGCUUAA
This is a messenger RNA of Lachancea thermotolerans CBS 6340, 417 nucleotides long. RefSeq names its product dithiol glutaredoxin GRX1 (gene GRX1). Gene Ontology annotation, biological process: cellular response to oxidative stress. The transcript has a single exon. The coding region runs from base 1 to 417 and encodes 138 amino acids. NCBI's taxonomy places the organism in Eukaryota, Fungi, Ascomycota, Saccharomycetes, Saccharomycetales, Saccharomycetaceae. The record is from RefSeq and is a predicted model, not a curated record. Gene Ontology annotation, cellular component: nucleus; cytoplasm. Gene Ontology annotation, molecular function: glutathione disulfide oxidoreductase activity.